Molecule: messenger RNA, 2819 nt
Organism: Oreochromis niloticus (Nile tilapia)
Lineage: Eukaryota; Metazoa; Chordata; Actinopteri; Cichliformes; Cichlidae
Product: neoverrucotoxin subunit alpha-like
Exons: 5
Coding region: 95-2191 (698 amino acids)
Molecular function (GO): protein binding
Source: RefSeq, a predicted model, not a curated record
UUAAGCCCCUCCUCUCUCUCUGAGGUUUUCCACCACUCCAUCCCAGCAGACACUCAACUGAACCAGCUGCUGUUCCUCGCUGCCUGAAGGAGCCAUGGCCUCAGAUAUCAUAGAAGUGGCUGCUCUGGGUCGACCUUUCACCUUAGGGAUGCUCUACGAUGCUCGGAGAGACAAACUGAUCCCAGGUGUCACACUGUGGGAUGAUAAAACUCUGAAGGAGAGGUCAGUUGAGAAUGAUCAGCACAGCAGUAACUUUGAAGUCACUGCAAGUGAUUCCAUUGAAAAAAAGUUGUCACUGCUGGAUGUUAAUGCUUCACUGAAGGCCAGUUUCAUGAGUGGACUCAUUGAAGUUGGAGGAUCAGCCAAGUAUCUGAAUGAUAAGAAGAAAUCUCACCAUCAGAGUCGAGUCACCUUUCAGUACAAAGCUACCACCAAAUUCAAACAGCUGAUGUUGACUCCUGAUGAAACCAAAAACACUCAACAAGCAGAAGGUGUGAAGACUUUGGCGACACAUGUAGUCACAGGAAUCCUUUAUGGAGCAAACGCUUUCUUUGUGUUUGACAGUGAGAAGUUAGAUGCUAGCAGCAUUCAGGACAUCAAGGGAACCAUGAAAGCUGUGAUGAAGAAGAUCACCUCAUUUAAUGUUGACGGGAAAGUUAACAUCAAGCUGAAUGAUAAAGAAAAAGCUGUGACUGAUAAAUUCACCUGCAAAUUCUAUGGAGACUUCAUUCUUGAAAGCAACCCUGGAACAUUUGAAGAUGCAGUGAAGACAUACACCCAACUUCCAAAACUACUGGGAGAAAACAGAGAAAAUGGUGUUCCACUGAAGGUUACACUGAUGCCUCUGAAGAUUUUAGAUCCCAAAGCCGAUGUGGGGAUUAAAAAGAUCAGUGUUGGACUUGUUAAAAAGGUUCAAGAUGCUCUGAAGGACCUCCAUAAUAUGGAAAUAAGCUGCAAUGAUCUGCUGGAGGACAGAGUGGGGAGAAGCUUUCCACAGAUACAAGAAAAGUUGACCAGAUUGCAGAAGCUCUGUGAGUAUUUCAGAUCUUCAAUCCAGGAAACAAUGGCCACAAAACUUCCCUCCAUCAGGGCAGGUGAGGAAGAUGAGCAGGAAUUAGUGAAAGUGUUUGAUGACAGAGACAAGUCACCGUUCAGUCAGGAGAGAUUAACCAAGUGGAUCAAAGAUGAAGAGAGAGAAGUCACCAUCAUCAGGUACUUUGUAGACAUGAUGGAGGGAACAAAGAUCAUCUCAGAUCAGUCUGAGCUGGACAGAGAGGUGUUUAAUCCAGGAGUAGAGGAAGUUCUCUGCUUUGUUUUCACCUCCCUGAAAUCCACUGACCCAUAUCUGCAGGACAUGUCUGACUACUUGGACAGUGGUAACACUCCACCUGCCCAGGACCAAUGGUACUUCUCAGAUGAAGUGAUAAAGAAGAUGACAGAAAAGGCCAAAGUUGUCCAUGACCUUGCCAAAGCUCUGAAGAAUGACAACAGAUUCUGUUUCCUGGUAGCAGCCAUUGCAAAUGACAAAUACAAAGGAGGAAGUAUCUACUGCUACAGGAAGAACUUCCUGGUCACUGAAGAUUUCUCAAGACCUGAUGUCACAGAUGUGGAAAAGGUGACAGACAGAAGAGAUCUGAUGUGGUAUGCCUGCGAUCUCACCCUGGAUCCAAACACAGUGCACUACAAUGUCGUUCUGUCUGAAGGAAAUAAGAAGGCAACGUACGGAGGGGUGCAGUCAUAUCCUGACCAUCCUGAGAGAUUUGAUACUUUGCCUCAGGUUCUGUGUAAAGAGGCUCUAUAUGGGCGCUGCUACUGGGAGAUGGAGUGGAGCAUAAAGAAAGGUCUAAAUCCUGCUUCUGCUGUUUGCUACAAAAGAUUAGAGCGAAUCGGGGACGGUGAUAACUGUGGGUUUGGAUGGAAUGACAUGUCCUGGUGCUUCGGAUUCCAGUGGGAUUCAAAACCUACUUACUAUACACAACAGCAGCGUCAGUACAAAAACCUAAUUCCCAGUCCAACUCCUGGCUGCUCCCGACUGGGAGUGUUUCUGGACUGGCCCGCAGGCACUCUGUCCUACUAUGAAGUGUCAGCUGACAAACUGAGUCACAUUCACACCUUCAAAACCAAAUUCUCUGAACCUGUUUACCCAGGAUUCUACUUAAAUGAAAAUUGCCACAUAUCACUGUGUCUGUAAUCCCAGGCUGUGCUUUAUGAAGCAGGGUCAACAUAUCCAGGAUAUCUUUCUUUUUUCCGCUUGAACUUACCCUAACGCUAUCAAUACUAUAAGUGAUUCAGGGUUUAUCAAUUUAGCCUGAGUGUGUUCACAUGACACAAGGAGUGUUAGCAACAUCUGACCAAUCACAAACAUGCACAGGUGUACUGCAGCAGAGCGGCUGACUUUACAAAUGAAGACAAGUUUUGAUAUUUAGAUGUGUGUAGCUUAAACUGCUGUUUAAUAGCUUGACAGUAAUGGAUCAAUAUAAAAACAGAAUUUUAAGCAGCAUAUACAUGCAAAGUUCCAAAAGUAUUAAUAUGUUUUUUCCAUAUAAUAAUGCUGUAGAACAUUAUAGUACUUUUUUUUGCCUCUGCUGGUUUGUCGAAACCUUUCUGCCUCUUUUUGCCAUUUGUGCCCUCAUUUAUCGUGCAGUUUAAUCCUGUUAAACCUCUUGAUGAUUUCAUGAGAUUUCACUUUUGCUUUGUUAUAUUCUUCCAGACGACGGGAAAUCAAAAUUCAGUUAAUCUGACCUGUCAGAAAUUGAUUACUGAUGUGUCUUACUAUUUACAUUUUAUUCCUGCACAGAUGGUGGGAAGCACCCAUAAUU